This is a messenger RNA of Pseudocercospora fijiensis CIRAD86, 1433 nucleotides long. RefSeq lists its product as uncharacterized. Gene Ontology annotation, molecular function: inositol phosphoceramide synthase activity. The transcript has 3 exons. Gene Ontology annotation, cellular component: inositol phosphoceramide synthase complex. NCBI's taxonomy places the organism in Eukaryota, Fungi, Ascomycota, Dothideomycetes, Mycosphaerellales, Mycosphaerellaceae. The record is from RefSeq and is a predicted model, not a curated record. The coding region runs from base 138 to 1433 and encodes 431 amino acids. Gene Ontology annotation, biological process: sphingolipid biosynthetic process; inositol phosphoceramide metabolic process.
UAAGAUCGCGUGAUCUUUUUACUGUUCUGUCUCCUCCUUGUCAGAACUUCCAUUUCCACUGCUCUGUUGCUCUCGUGAGCACUUCCUCUACUAGAACUACAGAACCAACCCUACGUAACGGCUUGAGGAAUCUUAGAAUGGGCGGCGCGGGCGCUUUCAUCGAACCUUUAGUCGUCAUCUCUUUGCUCGUGGGAGGGACUUUCGUAAAUCGAGAAACGACCAGUACCAGUGCCAGCGCUACGCGAUUUAUACACAAGAGAGAUGAUAAUUUGGAAUCCGGAUCUUCAAGUCCACGCAGUGAAAAAAAUCCAGGAGCGUGGAAUCCAGAAAAUAAAUUCCUCGAAAAAAAUCCCCAAGAUGAUAAUACAACAACAACAACAACAUGGCAAACCAGAGAAAUCAGUCUCCUAGGCUGGACCCGAUCCGUGAAAUCCCCCAACACACGACCCUUCUCCCCUCGCCUCCUGAGCCGUGUACUGCAAAAACUCCCCUUCCUCGUCGAAGUCUGGUACUGGGCCCUCAUCUACUGGAUCUACCAACUCGCCCGAGCCUUCACCGCCGUCACCCUCGUGCAAGGAACCGUGCACACCGCACGUCACCACGCCCUCCAAGUCGCUCGAAUGGAACAGGCCCUGGGGAUUUUCUGGGAACCUGGGAUUCAGACAUUUUUCUUGCAGUACCCGCACGCGAUGCUGUGGAUCAAUCGUGUGUAUAGUUUCAUCCACAUUCCCGGCACGAUUUUGUUUUUGAUCGGGUGGUUUUAUUUCACGAUUACGGCGCGCCGGAGGGCUGGGGCGGCGACGCGCACGCGGUUGUAUCAGGCGAGGAGACGCACGAUGGCGAUGUGUAAUUUGUUGGCUUUUGCCGUUUUUACCGUCUGGCCUUGCAUGCCGCCGCGGCUUUUGAGUGAUGCUGAGUAUGAGGGGGAGGAUGCGACGGAAGCGAAAUCUUAUGGGUUUGUUGAUACUGUUCAUGGCGCCGGAGGGGAAAGUAGUGUUUGGACGCAGAAUAAGUUCUGCAACCAAUACGCCGCAAUGCCUUCCCUUCACUUCGGCUACUCGGCGCUCAUCGGUUUCACUAUCGCUACAAUUCCUCUUUCUCGAAACGACACCACACAUUUCGUCAAAUUUUGGCGAUUCAGAACAAAGCUCCCCAGCGCUUGGAGAAUUUCAUGCGUUGCGCUAGGCUUGGCAUAUCCACUGUUGAUCCUCGUGGCAAUCAUUGCGACAGCGAACCAUUUCAUCCUCGAUGCCGUGGCAGGUGCGAUCGUUUGCGGCGUGGCGUGGAAUAGCGAACGAUUGUUGCUGAAUUUGCUGCCUUUGGAGGAUUAUUUCUUGUCGCUUGUGCGUAUCCAUAAGCCGGAGAUGGAGAGUGAAGGCCCGAGUUUUUUGGACGAGAAGAUGGGUUUGCGGAGGAGUUCAGAUUCGUUCUGA